Entamoeba invadens IP1 is the source of this 723-nucleotide messenger RNA. RefSeq lists its product as hypothetical. Lineage: Eukaryota; Evosea; Mastigamoebida; Endamoebidae. Bases 1 to 723 code for a protein of 240 amino acids. The transcript is spliced from 4 exons. The record is from RefSeq and is a predicted model, not a curated record.
AUGCCGUCCACAAAACGCGCGUUCUCGACAACGUCUGUAUUUCUUUUUACUAUGGGUGCCAUCGCAAUAUUACUCGGAACAAUGCUUAUAAUUUUAACUAAAAACACAAUGCACUUUUUGCCGACAAUGUUAAAAGUGUUAUUGUCUUUAGCGGUGUGUGGUGGUGCAGUUGCGAUGGUCACUUCUAUGAUAGGAAUAUAUAGUGGGUUCCAACUGAAACGGAUGUUUAUCUAUAUCUAUAUAGGAGGAACAACAGUCACUGCCAUCUUUUUCAUUGCAACCGCCGCACUUGGUUUUGUUGGUGCGUCCCUUCCCGACUGGUCACUGACCAAAUUCUGGAAUGGCCUUACUCCAGAUCAAAAGUCAUUUACUGAAGUUGCUUAUAGGUGUUGUGGGUUCAAAUCUUUCCAACAAGAUGGAUGUGCGUUUUACCCGAUAGCUGGUGAAGUCAUGGCUCCCUGUUAUAGUAAAUUAUUCUUCCCAUAUAACGCUCUUGUGAUCAUAGUAUUAAUCAUGGGGGCACUUGCUACCGUGUUGUGCUUCUCAUUUGUGGGGAUGGCGAUCUACUUCAUUGUCACCUAUGAGGUCGGUUCGGACGAAGUCGACAGUUCGUAUGCUAAAGUGAAUGACAGUGAUGACGAAAGGCAUUUGGAUGAGCCCCUUCUUGAUACCAAAGGUGACAAAAGUGAGAGUAGUGGCGACAAAGAGUCUGAAGCCGACUAA